Chrysoperla carnea is the source of this 2807-nucleotide messenger RNA. RefSeq names its product ribonucleoside-diphosphate reductase large subunit (gene RnrL). Bases 127 to 2568 code for a protein of 813 amino acids. Gene Ontology annotation, molecular function: ribonucleoside-diphosphate reductase activity, thioredoxin disulfide as acceptor; ATP binding. The transcript has 3 exons. Gene Ontology annotation, cellular component: ribonucleoside-diphosphate reductase complex. Gene Ontology annotation, biological process: deoxyribonucleotide biosynthetic process; DNA replication. The record is from RefSeq and is a predicted model, not a curated record. Lineage: Eukaryota; Metazoa; Arthropoda; Insecta; Neuroptera; Chrysopidae.
CAAUUGGGCGCCAAAAUUACGUGAUAUCACACCGAAGCAUUUAUUUGCUUAAUGUUAUUUUAUUCAUAUUUUCAAAAAAUUUCUGUUUUUAAUUAAGAAAAAGUUUAUAUUAAUUUAGUUUUAAAAAUGGUACCGAAACCGUUAAAAGUAACAAAGAUGUUUGUUUACAAAAGAGAUGGGCGGAAAGAAGAAAUUCAUUUCGAUAAGAUUACCUCCCGUUUGCAAAAGUUAUGCUAUGGAUUAAAUAUGGAUUAUGUUGAUCCCGUUGCCAUAACUUUAAAAGUUAUUAAUGGAAUUUAUUGUGGUGUAACUACAGUGGAAUUGGAUACUUUAGCUGCUGAAACGGCGGCUACGAUGACUACUCUCCAUCAUGAUUAUGCCGUACUUGCAGCCCGUAUUGCUAUUUCAAAUUUGCAUAAGGAAACAAAGAAAGUGUUUAGUGACGUUGUAACUGAUUUAUACACCAUGAAAAAUGAUUACAAUGGGAAACCAUGCCCAAUGAUUUCUGAUUAUCAUUACGAAAUCAUUCAGAAAAAUGCCGAUCGUCUUAAUUCAUCCAUUAUUUACGAUCGUGAUUUUUCUUACAAUUAUUUUGGUUUCAAAACGUUAGAGCGCUCAUAUUUAUUAAAAGUAAAGGGUAAAAUCGUAGAACGUCCCCAACAUAUGUUAAUGCGCGUUGCAAUUGGUAUACAUGGCGAAGAUAUAGAUUCAGCAAUCGAAACGUAUAAUUUACUUUCGGAGAGAUAUUUCACACAUGCAUCACCAACAUUAUUUGCAGCUGCGACACCUAGACCACAAUUAUCAUCUUGUUUCCUAUUAACAAUGUUGGAAGAUAGUAUUGAAGGAAUUUACGAUACACUGAGACAAUGUGCAUUAAUUUCGAAAUCUGCAGGAGGUAUUGGUCUUAAUGUACAUAACAUUCGUGCUAAAGGCACUUACAUUGCCGGUACAAAUGGAAUUUCAAAUGGUUUAGUUCCUAUGCUUCGCGUGUUCAAUAAUACAGCACGUUAUGUAGAUCAAGGAGGAAAUAAACGUCCUGGAGCAUUUGCUAUUUACCUUGAACCAUGGCAUGCGGAUAUUUUCGAAUUUUUAGAUCUUAGAAAAAAUACAGGAAGUGAAGAUGUACGCGCACGCGAUUUAUUCUAUGGGUUAUGGAUUCCUGAUUUAUUUAUGAAACGUGUUGAAGCACAAGAAGAAUGGUCUCUAAUGUGUCCUCAUGAUUGUCCUGGACUAUCAGAUUGUUGGGGAGAGGAAUUUGAAAAAUUAUACACACAAUACGAAGCUGAGGGUCGUUAUAAAAAACGCGUUCCUGCUCAACAAGUAUGGUAUGCUAUUAUCGAGGCUCAAGUUGAAACUGGCACCCCUUAUAUGUUGUACAAAGAUGCUUGCAACAAAAAAAGUAAUCAGCAAAAUCUUGGAACUAUUAAAUGCAGUAAUUUAUGUACCGAAAUCGUUGAAUACACUUCAAAAGAUGAAAUCGCUGUUUGUAAUUUAGCAUCAAUCGCAUUAAAUAUGUUUGUUACCCCAGAGAAAACUUACGAUUUUAAGAAAUUGAAAUAUGUCAGUAAAAUUGUUACAAAAAAUUUGAACAAAAUAAUCGAUGUUAAUUUUUACCCAGUCCCAGAAACAAGAAAUUCAAAUAUGAGACACAGACCAAUUGGUAUUGGAGUCCAAGGUUUAGCAGAUGCAUUUAUUUUAAUGCGUUAUCCAUAUGACAGUCCUGAAGCCGCAAAAUUGAAUCAACAAAUAUUCGAGACAAUUUAUUAUGGGGCUUUAGAAGCUAGUUGUGAAUUAGCUGAAAAGGAGGGGCGUUAUUCAACAUAUGAAGGAAGUCCCGUAAGCAAAGGUAUUUUACAAUAUGAUAUGUGGGGCAAAAAACCAUCAGAUCUCUGGGAUUGGAAUGAAUUGAAAGCCAAAAUUGCAAAACAUGGAGUUAGAAAUUCAUUGUUAAUGGCUCCCAUGCCUACAGCUUCCACUGCUCAGAUUUUAGGAAACAACGAAUCAUUCGAAGCAUUCACAUCAAAUAUUUACAAUCGUCGUGUAUUAUCCGGCGAAUUUCAAGUUGUUAAUCAUCAUUUAAUCCGAGAUUUAACUGAAUGUGGUCUAUGGGAUGACGAUAUGAAAAAUUUAAUCAUAGCUCACCAAGGCUCAGUACAAAAUAUUGACAGUAUUCCACAAGAAAUAAAAAAUAUUUAUAAAACUGUAUGGGAAAUCUCGAAUAAAGUUAUGUUAAAUAUGGCAGCAGAUCGUGGAGCAUUUAUUGAUCAAAGUCAAUCGUUAAAUAUUCAUGUCAGUAAACCAAAUUAUGGUUUACUUAGUACCAUACACUUUUAUGGAUGGAAAUUAGGAUUAAAAACUGGAAUGUAUUAUUUACGAACGAAACCAGCUGCGAGUGCAAUUCAAUUUACAGUCGAUAAGAAUAAGGUAAAUAAAGCCACAAAUGCCGUUAAUGGUGAGGCAAAAACUGCUCAAACGAAUGGAACAAGUAGUAAAUCGACUGAUGAUAACAUGGCGACAUUGGUAUGCUCAUUAGAAAAUAAAGAUGAAUGUUUAAUGUGUGGUUCAUGAAUAGCCCACUAACUUUUGUUCUUUCCAUGAAUUUAUUUGUUUUGUUUUAUUUUUUAGUUAACAGGAUUUUAAUUUAAUAUGGUGGGAAAAUUUCUAUUAAAAUUACCAUAACCAAUUAAAUUACUAAAUUGUUCAGAAAUUGCUGCUAGGAAUAAAUCGGUUUUUUAGUUAAUUUUAUCAUACUUUAGUAGCUUUUAUACACGCUUGUGACUAAACAAAUAACUACGUUAACAUUUAAA